Cynara cardunculus var. scolymus (artichoke) is the source of this 3290-nucleotide messenger RNA. RefSeq names its product probable UDP-N-acetylglucosamine--peptide N-acetylglucosaminyltransferase SEC. The record is from RefSeq and is a predicted model, not a curated record. NCBI's taxonomy places the organism in Eukaryota, Viridiplantae, Streptophyta, Magnoliopsida, Asterales, Asteraceae. Gene Ontology annotation, molecular function: protein N-acetylglucosaminyltransferase activity; protein binding. The coding region runs from base 223 to 3192 and encodes 989 amino acids. The transcript is spliced from 28 exons. Gene Ontology annotation, biological process: protein O-linked glycosylation.
GUUUCUCUCUUGUUCUUCCCUUCGACUCAAAAGAUCGCCGGAAAUCGAGGGACGGAUUUCCUGAUCUUUUAGUUUCUUUUCCUUAUUUACUCUACGAUUAUAUGAAACGUUAUUUUCAUCAUCGUUGUGUUCCAUGAAUUUUUGUUGAAACAGAAGGAAAUUCGAUAGGGGACAACGAUUUUGUUCUAGGAAUUUAUCUGGGUUUUUACCGGCCGAUCAGCUAUGUUGUCGUUACAGAGCGAUCCAAGGCAAGUUCAACAGCUACAGCAACAGCAACAGCAGACUGCUAGGGUUUCUUAUAAUAAUGGUGAUCAUCAGCGGGAAUCUUCGUAUCUUUUGUCAACUGAAACUGCUCCGACAUCGUCGAAUGCUACUCUUAAACUAUCGCAAGGACUGGAGUCUCGUGAAGCUACCGAAGACAUGCUCAUGUCCGUUGCUCAUCAGAGUUACAAGACUGGCGAUUUUAGACAGGCUUUGGAUCAUAGCAAGGCUGUUUAUGACAGAAACCCAAUGCGAUUAGAUAAUCUACUUCUCCUGGGUGCAAUUUAUUACCAGUUGCAUGAUUUUGAUAUGUGCAUUGCAAAGAAUGAAGAGGCUCUAUGUAUUGAUCGAAAUUUUGCCGAGUGCUAUGGGAAUAUGGCAAAUGCAUGGAAGGAAAAGGGCAAUAUUGAUGUUGCUAUCCGUUACUAUUUAGUUGCCAUUGAGCUUCGUCCAAAUUUUGCUGAUGCGUGGUCGAACUUGGGAAAUGCGUACAUGCGAAAAGGAAGGCUUUCUGAAGCUGCUCAAUGCUGUCGCCAGGCUCUUUCAUUGAAUCCCCAUUUGGUUGAUGCACACAGUAACCUUGGGAACUUGAUGAAAGCUCAAGGAUUGAUGCAAGAAGCAUACAGUUGCUACUUGGAGGCGCUCCAUAUACAACCAACUUUUGCCAUUGCCUGGUCCAACCUUGCUGGCCUUUUCAUGGAGUCGGGCGAUCUUAGUAGGGCACUCCAAUAUUACAAGGAGGCUGUCAAGCUCAAACCAACGUUUUCUGAUGCCUAUCUGAACUUGGGGAACGUAUACAAGGCUUUGGGAAUGGCUGCUGAAGCUAUUGUUUGUUAUCAACGAGCUCUUCAGUCCAAACCAGAUUAUGCUAUGGCUUUUGGGAAUCUAGCUAGCAUAUUUUAUGAGCAAGGUAGCCUGGAGAUGGCAAUUAACCACUAUAAACAGGCAAUUGCUUGUGAUGCUGGGUUUUUGGAGGCAUAUAACAAUCUGGGAAAUGCACUCAAGGAUGCUGGCAAAGUUGAGGAAGCCAUUCAUUGUUAUCGUCAAUGCCUUUCUCUCCAACCUAGCCAUCCCCAGGCCCUCACUAACCUUGGGAAUAUAUACAUGGAAUGGAACAUGAUGACUGCUGCUGUUCAAUGUUACAAGGCAACUUUAUCUGUAACCACAGGAUUAUCUGCUCCUUUUAACAACCUUGCAAUAAUAUACAAGCAGCAGGGUAAUUAUGCUGAUGCGAUAUCUUGCUACAAUGAAGUUCUUCGGAUUGAUCCUCUUGCGGCUGAUGGUCUUGUUAAUCGCGGAAACACUUACAAAGAGAUUGGGAGGGUGAAUGAAGCAGUUCAAGAUUAUUCACGGGCUAUUGUUAUCCGCCCAAACAUGGCAGAAGCUCAUGCAAAUCUGGCUUCAGCUUACAAGGACAGUGGGAAUGUGGAAGCAGCUAUUAAAAGCUACAGACAAGCGUUGGCUAUACGCCCUGAUUUUCCUGAAGCCACUUGUAAUCUGCUACACACUUUACAGUGUGUGUGUGACUGGGAUGACAGAACGAGGAUGUUUGUUGAAGUAGACGGUGUACUUCGAAGGCAAAUUAAGACAUCGGUCAUUCCGAGUGUGCAGCCAUUCCAUGCGAUUGCCUACCCUCUUGAUCCUGUUCUUGCCCUUGAAAUCAGCCGAAAGUAUGCCUCACACUGUUCUGUCAUAGCAAGUCGUUUUUCUCUUCCUGCUUUCAAUCAUCCUUUGCCAUUGCCGAUAAAGGUUUCAGGGGGUAACAAGCGGCUAAAAAUUGGAUAUGUCAGUAGUGAUUUUGGAAACCACCCUCUGUCCCAUCUGAUGGGAUCAGUAUUUGGCAUGCAUAACAGGGAAAAUAUUGAGGUGUUCUGCUAUGCUUUGAGUCCAAAUGAUGGUAGUGAAUGGCGGAUCCGUAUUCAAUCAGAAGCAGAGCACUUUAAAGAUGUGUCGGCGAUGACGUCGGAUAUGAUUGCAAGGCUGAUAAAUGAGGAUCAGAUACAAAUACUUGUCAACCUCAAUGGUUAUACCAAGGGGGCUAGGAAUGAAAUCUUUGCCAUGCAACCCGCUCCGAUCCAGGUCUCAUAUAUGGGAUUUCCUGGGACAACUGGGGCAAACUACAUACAAUAUCUGGUCACUGAUGAGUUUGUCUCCCCAUUUAAGCUCGUGCAUAUUUAUUCCGAGAAACUUGUGCAUCUUCCGCAUUGUUACUUUGUGAACGACUAUAAGCAGAAAAAUCUUGAUGUACUUGAUCCAAACUGUCAACCAAAGCGGUCUGCGUACGGGUUGCCAGACGACAAGUUCAUAUUUGCUUGUUUCAAUCAGCUUUAUAAGAUGGACCCUGAAAUUUUUAUGCAUUGGUGCAAUAUUCUGAAGCGUGUUCCGAAUAGUGCACUUUGGCUUCUCAGAUUCCCAGCUGCUGGUGAAAUGAGACUUCGUGCCUAUGCUGCUGCGCAGGGUGUGAAAUCCGACCAGAUUAUUUUCACUGAUGUUGCUAUGAAGAAUGAACACAUUAGACGCAGUUCUUUGGCCGAUCUUUGCCUUGACACGCCGCUAUGCAAUGCACAUACGACAGGAACAGAUGUACUGUGGGCUGGUCUUCCCAUGGUGACCCUUCCCCUUGAGAAAAUGGCUACUAGAGUUGCUGGUUCCCUGUGUCUAGCCACCGGAGUUGGUGAGGAAAUGAUCGCCAACAGCAUGAAAGAGUAUGAAGAAAGGGCGGUAUCUCUAGCUCUAAAUCCCUCGAAGCUCCAAGAUCUAACGAAAAGACUCAAGUCAGCCCGCCUCACCUGUCCUCUAUUUGAUACAUCCCGUUGGGUGACAAAUCUAGAACGAUCAUACAUGAAGAUGUGGAAUCUGCACUGCGAUGGUCGACAACCCCACCACUUCAAAGUCAAGGAAAACGAUUCUGAUUAUCCCUAUGAUCGUUAGUUAACUGGUUUAUAGAAUGUAUUCGGGAAUAUAUGGAUAUGUGGUUUGCAUAGACUCAACUUUCAAAUCAAAGUUUAUUUCAAACAAAAUUGAACUCA